UUACAGCCAGUGGGGUUCCUAGCGGCGCUAUGUGGCUGCUACAGUCCAUCUUGCUCUGUUUUCCCUUGGCUCUUGCUUUGAGCAGUCACCAGAAGCCCGAGGCACCAGAUUAUCCUGGUGAACUCCACUGCGGGCUACAGAGUCUUCAGUUCACCAUAAACCUGAGCCAGGGGACAGCGACUCCUGCACUGAUAGCUUGGGACAACCGCGGGCUGCCACACAGGCUGCAGAAUAACUCUGGCUGUGGUGUCUGGCUAAGGGAGGGCCCAGGCAGCUCCAUGGUAUUAGAAGCCUCUUACGGCGGCUGCUAUGUCACUGAGUGGACCAGGUUGACCCAGUCACCAGGAAUGCUGAGGCCCCCUGCACCACCAUCAGGGGUGACUCCCCAGGACCACCACUAUAUCAUGCUACUUGGAGUCGAGGAAGCAGAUGUGGCUGGACGCAGCAUGGUUACGAAGACAAAGAUGCUCAAGUGUCCUACGGAUCCCCCAGACACAACUUCGUUAUCUAGCUCGAGUUACUCGCCUCUUCAAAAUGUAGCCCUAGAUGCUCCAAACGCUGACCUGUGUGACUCUGUCCCAGUGUGGGACAGGCUGCCUUGUGCUCCUUCACCUAUCACUCAAGGAGACUGCGAGAAGAUUGGCUGCUGCUACAAUUUGGAGGCAAGUUCCUGUUACUAUGGAAACACAGUGACCUCACACUGUACCCAAGAUGGCCACUUCUCCAUCGCCGUGUCUCGGAAGGUGACCUCACCCCCACUGCUCUUAAAUUCUGUGCACUUGGCCUUCAGGAAUGACCAUGAAUGUACCCCUGUGAUGGCAACACGUACCUUUGCCCUCUUCUGGUUUUCAUUUAAUUCCUGUGGCACCACAAGACAGAUCAUUGGAGACCAGGCAGUAUAUGAAAAUGAGCUGGUCGCAGCUAGAGAUGUGAGAACUUGGAGCCAUGGUUCUAUCACCCGUGACAGUAUUUUCAGGCUUCGAGUUAGCUGCAGCUACUCGAUCAGUAGCAAUGCCUCCCCGGUUAAUGUCCAGGUUUUUACGCUCCCACCACCCCAUCCUGAGACCCAGGCUGGACCCCUCACUCUGGAACUCAAGAUUGCCAAAGAUAAGCUAUAUGGAUCCUACUACACUGCCGGUGACUACCCAGUGGUGAAGCUACUUCGGGAUCCCAUUUACGUGGAGGUGUCUAUCCGCCACAGAACAGACCCCUACCUGGGGCUACUUCUCCAUCACUGUUGGGCCACACCCAGCACAAACCCGCAGCAUCAGCCCCAGUGGCCCAUGCUGGUGAAAGGAUGCCCCUAUGCUGGAGACAACUAUCAGACACAGCUGAUCCCUGUCCAAAAAGCCCUGGACCCUCCAUUUCCAUCUUACUACCAGCGCUUCAGCAUUUUCACCUUCAGCUUUGUGGACUUGGUGACAAAGAAGGCACUUGGGGGACCGGUGUAUCUGCACUGUAGUGCAUCUGUCUGCCAGCCUGCUGGGACACCAUCCUGUAUGAUAACCUGUCCUGUUGCCAGGCGAAGAAGAAACUCUAACAUCCAUUUUCACAACCAUACUGCUAGCAUUUCUAGCAAGGGUCCCAUGAUUCUACUCCAAGCCACUAAGGACUCCUCAGAAAAGCUCCAUAAAAACUCAAGUUCUCCUAUAGGUUCCCAAGCUCUGUGGAUGGCAGGCCUUUCUGGGACCUUAAUCAUUGGAGCCUUGUUAGUGUCUUACUUGGCUAUCAGGAAAUGGAGAUGAAUUAUUCCAGUUGUGUUAAUAAAACCAGAUUGCACUA
This is a messenger RNA of Mirounga angustirostris (Northern elephant seal), 1782 nucleotides long. It is a transcript of the gene ZP4, whose product is annotated as zona pellucida glycoprotein 4. Gene Ontology annotation, cellular component: egg coat. Bases 30 to 1745 code for a protein of 571 amino acids. The transcript is spliced from 11 exons. Lineage: Eukaryota; Metazoa; Chordata; Mammalia; Carnivora; Phocidae. Gene Ontology annotation, molecular function: acrosin binding; structural constituent of egg coat. The record is from RefSeq and is a predicted model, not a curated record. Gene Ontology annotation, biological process: binding of sperm to zona pellucida; prevention of polyspermy.